Messenger RNA from Symbiodinium necroappetens, 612 nucleotides. NCBI's taxonomy places the organism in Eukaryota, Dinophyceae, Suessiales, Symbiodiniaceae. The record is from the annotation of a GenBank genome assembly.
AUGCUGUGGAUGUCGCAUGCUGGAACUGCAUGCCGCGUGCAUUGCAGUGUCGCAGGGAUUCAAGUCUUGCGACAAGUGACAGGUGGGCUGACAGACACACUGUCUCCGUCAGCGCAAACAUUGACUCGAGCAUUGCUGGAGGCGGAUCUUUCAAAGAGGCUUCCCGUUCAGGGAACGGCAAAGCACGAGUUCUUCGAGGGCCUGGACGUCUUCACCUUGUACAGGAGGCCACGUGGACCCGAGCUGCCAGAAAUCCAACCGAGGGGUCCCAAGGAUCCAGGCGGUGACGAGCGAUGGAACCGCAGGAAGUUCUCCAUGAUAUGGACGGUGAUGCCAUCUGCACAGGACCCACACAAGCAAGAUGCAGCCUCAACAGACAUGUUGAUCGCACAGUCGAGUGACAGAGCAACUGCGUCAUUUUCCACCAGGCUGCUGGCCUCGAAGUUCAGUUUCAGUCUCAAGCUCGCACGGGAUAAGUUAGAAGGGAAAGCCACCCCGUUCUGGCAGAGGCGAAAAUGUACCCGAUUUUUGUCCGGGUUGGGAGGUGCAGCCUCGCAAAUUCCAGCUGCAAAAGCCAGCAAGCCAGACGCAGAAGCCCAAUUUGUUUCUUAG